Manihot esculenta (cassava) is the source of this 1316-nucleotide messenger RNA. RefSeq names its product phosphatidylinositol transfer protein 3. The coding region runs from base 74 to 1051 and encodes 325 amino acids. The transcript has 5 exons. NCBI's taxonomy places the organism in Eukaryota, Viridiplantae, Streptophyta, Magnoliopsida, Malpighiales, Euphorbiaceae. The record is from RefSeq and is a predicted model, not a curated record.
AUUCGGUGAACGGAAAGAUUUGACCGUUAAAAGUAGGUGGAGAUGAUUGAAGGAGUAGUUCAGAAUUAUUAUUAUGCCAUUUAUGGCUAUUACUACUGUUUCGUCUUCUUUAUACUUUCUGGCAGAAGACUGUGAUCAAAACAAAUUAAAACAAGGAAUAAGAAAGGAAGAGAUAUCAAGCAUGACCAAGACAAGAGAAAUGGAUACAACUGAUGAUGCUCAUCAAGCUCAACAACAUAAAGCUACAAGCAAAGGUAUGGUGGAGCAGACCAAAACAAGUCUCCUGAGAGCUGCUGUUGAAAGGCAGGAUCCCUCUUCCAAGGGAGUAGAUGACUCGACUCUAAGAAGGUUUCUGCGGGCUCGUGAUCUGGAUGUCCAGAGAGCUUCCGCCAUGUUCCUGAAGUACUUGAAAUGGAGACGAGAGUUUGUUCCAAAUGGCUCCAUUUCUCCAUCAGAGGUCUCGAAUGAAAUUGCGCAGAAUAAAGUAUUUGUGCAAGGAACAGAUAAGAAAGGACGCCCUAUAAUGGUAGCUUUUGGUAGUAGACAUUAUCAAAACAAAGAAAGCUCUGAGGAAUUGAAACUGUACGUCUUGGAUAAAAUUUGCGCAAGGACGUCACCAGAACAGGAGAAAUUUGUUGUCCUUGCAGAUCUUCAAGGCUGGGGAUAUGCAAACAGCGAUGUCCGAGGAUGCCUGGCAGCUCUAGCUAUUCUGCAGGUAUAUAUAUAUAUAUAUAACUCGGUCUUAUAUUUAUGGGUUCAUCUGAUUUUUCUGAUGAAUAAGGAAGCAAGCAACAAUGGCUUGUUUUCACUGUCAAUUGGCCAAUUGCAGGACUACUACCCUGAAAGACUAGGGAAACUGUUCAUUGUGAACGCUCCAUACAUUUUUAUGGCUGUCUGGAAAAUUAUCUACCCUUUCAUAGAUAAUAACACCAAGAAGAAGAUAGUAUUUGUGGAGAACAAGAAGCUGAAAUCCACCCUCUUAGAAGACAUCGAUGAGAGCCUAACCCCAGAUAUAUACGGAGGGCGGCUGCCACUAGUUCCAGUCCUUUGAUUGCUGAAGCUGAUUGACGAACUAGCCGAUGGGACAGAAAUAAAUGGAUACAACAAUUACCUUCACCGAAAUGUCUAGACCUGUACGCUAGGACUGGCCGCCACUGAAAUGAACAUCAUGAUGUACCUGUUUAAUCUCAUGUCUUCUCAACUGUAAUAAGCUAUAAGUGCAUAUGCCUUGUGAAACACUAGCUUAUAUCGGAACUUAUAAACAUUUAUAAUUUUUUAAAUAAAAUAAUAAAUAACGGCAAUAAGACUUUUUACCA